Messenger RNA from Odocoileus virginianus texanus, 2624 nucleotides. Its product is annotated as zinc finger protein 892. Gene Ontology annotation, biological process: regulation of DNA-templated transcription. The record is from RefSeq and is a predicted model, not a curated record. NCBI's taxonomy places the organism in Eukaryota, Metazoa, Chordata, Mammalia, Artiodactyla, Cervidae.
UCUUCUGUGUCUGGUUUCUCUCACUUUCAUGUUUUCAUUUCAUUAAGGAGUUUACAUUUUACUCCAGGGCAGAAGGAGUUACUGAAGUGUUCUGAGAAGAGUGACAAAAAUAGAUUUAAUUUUUAAAUCAUCUUGGCUGCUUUGAAUAGCACGGAUUGAGGAAAGGCAAGAUUAGAGGUGGAGAGUGUUUAGGUGACUAUGGCGAUUUGGACUAGAAUGCCAACUGAGAUGCAAUGGGUUUCUCUGGAUUUCUGUGAUGAACACAGGUAGAGCCUCCGGUGUUCUUGAGCCUGAGGGUAUAAGUAUCUUUUGUCUUGUUUGAUCUUUGGUUCUAGGGAGUGGCCCUCCCCGUAGUGAUGUUCCUAGGUCCGCACGAUUCUCCGUUUGCUUCUUUCUCACAUCUUUUUCUUGCUAACUCAGACUUCUUUCAUCUAUCAGGAGAACGGCUUCUCUCUCACCCCUUCCAAUGCUUUUUAAAUCAGCCAGAAUGCUUUCAACCAAAUCAGCGUUAGCAUUAGGUUUCCAGAAUUGAGACUAUCAUAAGAAAGGAGAAAUAUAGCAAAAAUACUUUGUGUCAUAGCGCCGCAUCGCCCACCCCAGCGAAUAAUCAGACUUUAAAAUCGCUCAGAGCUUCUCCGUUUAUUCAGAAAAGAGAUCAGGUGGAGAAUGAUCUCCACUUCGAGGCCGACUGGGAAGGCCCGCAGUUCUCUCCUCUCGCUCUGCAGACGCCCCCAGGACAGACACCGCUGUCCCCGAGCCCUCUGGGAAGUGGAGUCCUUCCGCUGGGACCCCCGACCCGGCGCGGUCGUCUCCAAGUGCGCAGAUGCGACUCCAGACAGAGCCUCGGGCUCGAGCCUUUUGUCUCCCCGCAGCUCGGUGGGUCCAGAAGGCAACGGUGUCCGCCUCCCCCGCCCCUCCCAGAGCGCAGCCCGGAGGGGAUCCAGCCCUGGAGCCGGAGCCAGGUCCGCAACGAGUCCGUGGUGAAUUAGGAGGAAGUCCUAGCAAUAACAAGAGGACAAGGAAAAGCUGAUCAUGGAUUAUCUGACCAUUGAAGUUGAGGAAAAUGCUGUGACUACAGAAGAUGCUUCUUUGUCCCCAGAGCAGAGCACAGAAGGAAUGGAGCCUCCUGGAGAGCCUCUUCCUGUUGAGUUCCAGGAAUUGACAACAGUCAAGGAUGAGGAAAUGGACUUUACCUGUGUUGAGGAGGAACAGAUAAAUUCUGCCCGAAGGUACAUGGGCAUGGAUAUGAAGGUGGAGAAUUGUGGGAACCUGGUAUUUUGGGAUUCUGAAUCUACACCUGAAACUAAAGUGUCCCUUUCAAUGCAAGAAGUUUCUGAAGGAGUAUCAUCAGAAAGGGAGCUGAUAAUAGAAAGACUUAUAAAGGAUGAUUCCUGGGACUCCAGAUGGAUAAGAACCUGGGAAUAUGGAGGCAUGUUAGAAAGGCAGCAAGGAAAUCAGAAGAAAGAUUUAAGGCAAGUCAUAAUUAAGCACAAGAGAAACCCUAUGGAGGAUUGUACUGAAAUAGGGGAAAGUUCAAACCCAAUUAAACAUCUGAACAUUUACUCAGUGAAAAAGCCUUGGAAGUGCAGUGAGUGUGACAAGUCCUUCAGCUACUACUCAGCUUUUAUCCUCCACCAGAGGAUUCACACAGGAGAGAAGCCCUAUGUAUGUACUGAAUGUGGAAAGGCCUUCACCCGGAGCUCAUCCCUUAUCCAGCAUCAGAGAAUCCACACUGGAGAGAAACCCUAUGAGUGUAAUGAAUGUGGGAAAGCUUUCAGUCACCGAUCAGCCCUUAUUCAACACCAUAUCAUUCAUACGGGAGAAGAGCCCUAUGACUGCAGUGGAUGUGGAAAGGCCGUCAACCAGAGCACGCACCUCAUCCAGCACCAUAGAAUACACACUGGAGAGAAACCCCGUAAAUGUAAAGAGUGUGGGAAAGCUUUCAGUGACACCUCCUCCCUUAUUACACAUCAAAGGGUCCAUACUGGAGAAGAGCCCUAUGGGUGUAAGGAGUGUGGGAAGGCCUUUAGUGACAGGUCAGGCCUUACGCAGCAUCAGAGAACUCAUACAGGGGAGAAGCCCUACGAAUGCAGUGAAUGUGGGAAGGCUUUCAGUUACUGUUCAGCUCUUAUUCAACAUCAAGGAACCCACACUGGGGAGAAACCUUACAAAUGUCAUGACUGUGGGAAAGCCUUCAGUGACCGCUCAGCUCUCAUAAGACAUCAGAGAAUUCAUACUGGAGAGAAACCUUACAAGUGUAAAGAAUGUGAGAAAGCCUUCAGCCAGAGCUCAUCCCUAACGAAGCAUCUAAGAACUCACACUGGAGAGAAACCAUAUAAAUGCAAUGAUUGUGACAAAGCCUUUAGCCAGAGUUCUUCUCUUAUUCAACACCAGAAAAUUCAUGCAGGAGAAAAAUGCUACAAAUAUAAGAAAUGUGAGAAAACUUUCAGUAUGUGUUCAGCCUUUCAUCAACAUGGAGAAAUUCAUGAUGAAUAUAAGGCAGUGAAUUGAUGAAAUAAUUAUGCACUAUCUCCUGAUUGUACAGACCUCCAAAUAUUGGUCUUCCCAAGUGGCACUAGUGGUAAAGAACCUGCCUGCCAAUGCAGGAGACAUAAGAGAUGGGG